AUGAAAUCGCACAAUUUUCGCUUGUAAAAUAAAUAAAAAAAUACCAAAAACAUGUUCGGCUGCAUUUAUCAGUUAUGGGACUGGUUGGAAGCACCCCCGUUAUUUACAGGGGCAACAAUGGACGCCAAAAAAUUGCAACAAUUGCAGCAGGCAAAUGCACAAAAGAAAAUACCGCUUGCAUAUCAAACAAAUAUUGCCGAUUACCGUACGGCAACACAUUCGCCAGUCUUCCAACAACAGCAUCAUUCACAAGGUGGUUAUCAUAUGAGUGGCACGGGCUAUCAGCAAAGUCCUACAGCUACUUCAUCGAGCGGUGGACCAUUGACGCCAAUCGAUAUGCAGCCGCAACCAAAUAAAUUGCUAAUGAAGCACAAUCUUGGCGGUAAUGCGUCGAGCAGUUCUCAUAGCUCACCUUAUCACCAGUCAUAUACGAGUAGUGAACAAAUAUAUCAGUCACCAAAUGAGCGAGCUUAUUUGGCAGCAGCCGGUCGGCUGCAAGCAACAUCAGCCAAUAAUCCUGCCAAUACACUGCAACAACAGUAUCAACAAUUGCAGCAAGCUAAAGUGCAGGCACAGAUCCUAACACAAAGCGAGGCAGUGCAACAACAACAACGCACUUUUGCACUUAGGCAAGCUUUAAAUCCACCGGUUCCACAAGGUCAUUACCAUAUGAGCCAAUCUUCAAGUAUAGUGUCCUCAAUGACGCUGCAGCAACAACAGAGUCAACAACAACAGCAAGGCGCAGCACAUAAUCAACGUGCACCGCCUUCAAGUUUAAACUUACCCACCCAAUUUCAACCGGCAAGUGGGCCACUUAAAGUUAAUCAAAAAGGUCAAACGAACCAACAACAGUACUAUCAUCAACAGCAACAGCAGCAAGAACAACAGAUAUAUGCGCAACAACAACAACAGUUUCAAUUGCAACUCCAAUUACAACAUCAACAACAACUGCAGCAACAACAUCAGCAACAGCAACAGCAACAGCAGCAACAACAACAGCAACAUCAGCGCCUUAAGCCUGAUCAACAAACACCUGGCAGUGAACAUAGUCCAGUUUAUAUACAACAGAAUCAUCCUGGACACGUUGUUAACCAAGCCUGUCAGACACAAAUUUCUGGCGUUAAACCAGGUAGCGUGCAACAGAAAAUUACACCUAGUUCAGAGGACUCCUCUACGAAGAGUCCAACACAUAUACAGCUUGAUCGUAAGAAAAGUGUGGGCUCCAUACAAGCUCUAAAAUCACCCAUAACAAAGCGACCGCCUGCUUCACCAGUCACACUUUCAGGCUGGCUAUAUAAACAAGGUUCAGAUGGGCUUAAAGUUUGGCGUAAACGUUGGUUUGUACUAGCUGAAUAUUGUCUAUAUUAUUAUAAGGGCCCAGAGGAGGAGAAGCUGCUGGGUUCAAUAUUACUGCCAUCAUAUAAAGUAUCUGCUUGUCUGCCGGAAGAUAAAAUAUAUAGAAAAUAUGCUUUUAAAUGUGAGCAUCAAAAUAUGCGCACAUACUGGCUUGCCGCCGAAACUGCUGAAUCUAUGGUGCAAUGGGUACGUGCGCUGACUGCAGCCACAAUGAUGCAAGCACCUAGCAGUGGCGAAUCAGAUCAAAAUUCACAACCUAGUGUCUCGUCGUCACUCAAUCAUAGUGGCGAAAAUUCCGAUUCCGGCAUACACACUUUACAAUCACAACAAAGUAAGAUGAGUCAAGGCCAAGUUACACCGGCUUCGGAAAAUGGUGGAAAUGCAGCUAAUGCACAUGCUAAUUCUGCCUCGAGUAGUAAUAGUGGCGGAGCACAACCAUUGUAUGCAAAUGCACCACCAAAACCAAGACGUACUAAUGACGGUGGCUACUCAUCCCCAAGUCCUGAGCAUUCCAUUGACAAUGAACGCAAACAUCAACAACAAACUGGAGCGCAGCACGCUAGUCGUCGUAGUGGCAUCAUGUCACCUACAUUACAACAAAUGCAGCAACAACAAUACCAACCACAAAGAUCUCAACAACCACAGCAACAUCAUGCUAUUUACGAUACGCGUACCGGUAAUGUGUCGACAGCAUUGCGUUUACAACAGGCACAGCAACAAUAUUCCAUCGAUAAUCUGGAAGCACAACUGCAACAACAAAUGCAAUUAGCCGGUGAGGAAUAUGGCAAAACACAUAACGAUUACAUGGAGAUGGAGGAACAAAUUAUGAGAUUACAACAGCAACAACAACGUGCAGAUGAUAUUUAUGGCGAGCGUGAAUUAUACAUGCAAAAGGUUAUACAGCAACGAUACCCAACACAGUCGUCUGGCUAUCCAAAUACAGAACGCCGCACACCAGAUGCGUACGGACGCUCGAAGAAUCGUGUUUUCUCUGAUUACGAGGACAUUUACAAUAUGACACAAGGUGGUCCAACAUCGGCACAGGAGGCUUUAUUGCAGGAAGCCGCUAGUUAUCGUCGACCACUUAGUCCCCCUACUUAUGACGGCAGUAAACAUGUACCAGCCAUGCCGAACAGAUACACGCCAAAUCAUUUGGAGCAUGCAUCCAAUCAAAGUGGCAGUAACAUAAACUUACGUUCACGACCUGUUGCCGCAAUAGUGCGACCACAUUCCGCAGACUUCCUAGAGUAUGAAGCACGUGCAGAAGCUGCUGCUGAUGAAGCAAUGGGUAUGAUUUCGCCGACACUCAAACAGGAUGCAAUACGUGCACCACGUCCAAAAUCAAGUCUAGACAUCAAUCGCACACCUGAUAGUUUCUACUAUUCUGAAGCAAGUUAUGCUGAUAAAAUGCGUAAAAGCGCUUUAUAUUUGCAACAUCCUCAAAGCGCAAACGCAGCACAACCACAACAGCCUGGUCCUUAUAGGACACAAGAUUUCCUAAGUCCCGUCGGUAGUGGCUUAAAUACAAUCGGUUAUGAGAAUCCCUAUGAACGGGCCUAUAAACGUAACGAAUUAUUGAAUGACGCACUGGGUACACAUGGUGCAUCAAGCAUACCACGCAUGAGUCGAGCUGGUAUAAUACCUGGUGGUUCACAUGUAAGAUCACAAUCAUCGCAUCCACAUACAGCCACACAACAUGCUUCACCACAACAUCAAGCUCAAGGCUCCUAUUUUCAACCAGCGGUUUCGACGCAACAAAUUAUACAACAAAAUGAACAAUUUUUACGUUCGGCUAGUGCACGUUUACCCAAAAGAACUGGUGGUUUUGAUGAUGAUUAUAAUUCAACACCUAACAGCGUUGGUGCUACAUCACCGCCAACAGCUGCCAAUACAAAUACAGCACAGGAUGGUGAGCGUAAGCGUGAGGAAUCUAUGAAACGUUUGCUCGAAUGGAAACAGCGUAUGCUACAAUCACCACUGACACGAAAGGGCAUACAACAAACUAAUAGUGGUAGUAAUAUGUCAGCUAUGUCCAAAUUGGGCAGCAAUCCUAAUAUACUUUUAGCUUCAACUACUGUGGCAAGUGGUGCACACUAUGGACCUACAGCCGCUGGCACAAAUGCACCUAUGGCUGGAAAUAGCUUGGUAGGCGGUGUAAGUGGCAUACAACGUAGUCGUUCCGAGACGCAUGCUAAUACUGGACCUAUUGGUUAUAAUAGUUACUCGUCCGAUGAUGAAGAUGGGACGGACAUAAAUGCGCCGGCAGGAAGGUCAACCAACACACCAACUCCUAACACGGCUGCUGCUAGAAACAGUAGUAGCGCGUUAAAAGCAAACUCUACUGCGUGUAGUAGUAGUAACAGCAGCACCGAAUGCAACACAACAAAAAUAAUAACAAUAACAACUGCAAAUAUUGAAACACAAAAUACACAGUCAACACGAUUGACACAUUCGACACAUCCAACACACUUGACAUCAUUGACACCAUUGACACAUAUGACAAAUACAAACACAACACCCACGACCAACAUUAGAACCGAAUCGACAGUCACACAUAGCACACAGAAAAAACUGAAACCAAUUUUAAAAAUCACUGACCCGACUAAGCCAAUCCUUAAAGCCAAUCCGUUGCCAGCAAAUGUAAGUACAACUCAUGGCAGUUUGGAUGCACAGCAAACAAAUUUGACUGGCAGAAAUUUACGCAUCAAUAUGACAGCACUUAAAUCUGAAAACGUAACCACUCAGGAUGUUGCUCCUAAUUUGAGUAUGCACGGUAGGUCGGCUUCUGUGCCUAUAUUGCCGCAGAAACCCGCACCCAAAUCACCACAAAUUACUUCAUAUACGCCAGUGUAUAAUACAAAAACUUUAACCACCACCCCCGUUAAGAAUUAUGAAAAUAUAGAAAUAAUUUUAAGUGAAAGCAAAAAUAAAGAAGCCACAACAUCCACAGAUACUACAAAUGAUAUAACUGAGGCUAAUAAGGAAAUAAGUUUAAUCGAUCGAACAUUAAGUGAUUGCACUGAUACCGAUUCUGUUAUCAUUAAUGAUGAAGAAGAAACUCCCAUGCUAAUGAAUUUAAAAAUUUUCAAAGAAACACAAGAGGCUAGAGAAUUACUGAGUAAACGUGCAAAUGAAUCUAGUGCUACAGAAAGUACAAAUGAAACUGAAUUACCUGAAAUAGAUAGCAACCUUGAGGCGGAAGAGGAAAUUGAUGAAGUAUGCGACGAAGAUGAUGACACAGCAUGUGAAGAAUACACUGAUGACGACCUUGAUGAGGCUUUAGCCGAAGAUGCUGACAUUGAUGACGAAGCUACAACCACAAUUGAAACUACAAAUCUAAAAAUAGUGCUAACAAAAGAGCACAUUUCAUCCAUCAACAACGGUAAAGAACUACAAACAUUAAUCGCACAUCAAGCACAGCUCGAUGAGAAUCAUUAUUUGCCUAUGACACCGAAGAAAACUGACUUUACUGGCACUCUGGCACUAUUCAACAUGUGUGACUCUACUGCGGAAGAGGAGAAUCCAUAUGUUGAGAUGACUAAAGGCUUGCAUGAUGAUGACAACCGAUCGAACUAUGAAGUUAUGUACAUUAGUUCUACCACAAAUGCAUUAAUAACAAGUGCAGCAGCAAAAGCAAAACAGCUACAAAUCCAAUUAGAGCCAGUAUACAUGGAACUUUCUAGUGGUAAGUCUACAGCUAGUACAAGCGCUGCAGCUAACACAACAACUACACAAUCUGCUGGUACUACGAAAACGGAAGAAGCUCAAAGUGGUUCAGGAAAAUCCACACUUAAAAAGAAUAAAAAGAAUACGGAUACUUUAAAAAAGAAAUCAAAAAAACUAGUCACAGAACGCACACAAAAUAAACGUAAAGAUUUACCCGAUAUAUUGAAACCCUCACAAAGUACUAUGGCUUUAGAUACAGAUAGCUCUGAUGCAGAUGAUGAGUCUUCGAAAUAUGUUGAUGCAAAAAAAAUGCGUUCUCGCUCACGUUUCAGUUUAUCAGAUACCUUUAGACCAGCCUCAUACUAUUUGGGCUCUUCAACACCAUUGGCGAAUUGUACAGAGAGUUCAGAUAGUGAAAUAGUGCCACCACCGCCUAUACCUGCAUCCCCACCACCAAUGGAAGAGCUAAAAACUGAAGAAAUUUUCUCUUCAGAAAACUACGAUACUGUUAAACGACGCGAUAGCAGUAGUGGUAGUAAAUAUAAUUUAUCCUAUGAACAAAUUCCAAAAAUACAUUCCAGCAAUUCAUCUUUGAAUUUGCCAAAAUCAGAAGCAACAUUGAAAAGUAGUAGACUAUCAUUACCAGAUCAAUUUGCAAAAGUACGUAGUACAAAUCACCUAAAACCACCACACCCAGCUGUAUUGAAACAUCAUGAACGUACACUUUCUGACUCCAAUUACAGUUUUCAAACUGAUAACAGCUCAAAUAACUCAUCGGAUUUUGAUCUCUACAAUAAAUUGAAGCAGAACUCGCCUUCAUUUGUUGCUACACCCAUACGUUAUCCUUCAAACAGCUCCUUGCAGCAUAAGUAUAGUUUUAAUGUUACUGUUACUGGUACUGGUGACAGUAGUGAAACCGAUUCGGUAGAAUUUCGUCAUAGACAAGGCUCCGACUCUGAACUGGAACGACAACGUUCACGUCGCCCAUUGUCUGAGGAAUCUAUAAGUGAAAUCGAAUCACUGAGCGAGAAAUUUGAAGAAACACUCAACUCAUCCGAUCUCGAUACAUAUUUGCAUCAACUACAAAACAGCGAUUUGUAUUUGUACAAUAACAGCACCUACGAAAGUGCUAGUAGUUUACUCAAUGAUACAGCCGCGGCUGCUGGAGCCAAUAUACUCACAAAUUUAAUUAAACCACCUAAAAUAUUUAGAAAUAAAGACGAUGAGCAUUUCUAUGGCAAUAUACAUUUUGUUUCCUCAACUGAUUCCUUGCAGAAGUUAGAAGUUGAAACCAAGGAUAGCAAUAUGGAACACGUGCUCGAUUUGUUAGGUGCUACCAGCAUAACACCAACUUCAGUGGACCAAGAACAAAGUCUGUUCCUAACUCCCAUGCAUAGUCGCAAUAAUAGCAAUAUUUCAGAACAAUCUGCACCCUACUAUUACUCAGAGUUAAGUAGUAGUCGUGAAAUGUUAACCACACCAACAACAAAUAAUACCAUCACAUUGAAUAAUCAACGCGAUAUACAUGCACAAAGUGGCUCCAAUAUAGCACAUAUACACAAUCCAAUAGAGCGGCACAGCAUUGAUGUAGAGAGCUUAGCAGAUAAAGACCAAGCUAUCGAUAGUAAAAACUUGUAUAAAAUGAAAACCAACAUUGAAAAAUUAAGCUACAGUACGGGUAAAAAUCUGAAAACUGGUGAACCCUUUCAAAAUGCAAGUGUCACUUCACAAGCAUUCCAUCUGCAGCAAAUGCAGAGCCCUCAACUAAAAUUACGUAAUUUGCAAACUAACCAAAAUAUUCAUAACCAAGCACAAUUAUCAACUAACAUGCCUAAUACAGAAAAUGAGCAAGACCAUGCCCAGUCACUACACCAAGCAUACACAUUUCCAAGCACAUCUCAAGGUGUAGUGGCAACCACAAGUGAACGUUAUGCUAAGAACACAAAUGUAAAGCAAGGGAAAGUAGCACUUAAAAAUGUUGUUGGUGGUGGUCAUGUUAUUGAGUCUAUAUCCCCACAUAGUCAACACCAUAAGCUUAAUACGCCUCAUAGAGUGCGUAAGACAAUCACUGAAAACUGUAACAAUAAUGACAGCAAAAUUUCAGUUCCAGGUGCGCCACAAAGCGGUGAGUUGUUGUGGGAAGAGGACACACUGUGGCGUGAAAGUUUGCGAAAAGUAUCACAGCGACAUGCACGUUCACUAGAUGAUCUCGAUCGCAUAGCGGGUGCAUCGUUAGUGUGUAAAAGACUGGAACCAACAACAAGAGAAAUUGAAAAGCACACCAAAGUUAAAAUCACACGAGAUGUAACUUAUGUGAAUGAUAAUAUAUCACAACAGCUACGUGCUAGCUUCAAACCACGCUAUAGCGAACCAAUGCGGACUGGGGCACCAUCAGCUGAACAAAGUGCUGUACUUCAACAACAUUUCGUUGCAGACAGAAAUAAUGAAAACGAUGUUUAUGUGCAAUUAAUGACAGAUGCUAUGAAUGACAUGCAAGAUCCGAAUUCCUCCGAUGUUUAUGAGGUGUUGCGAGAAGAUAGCAGCUCAAUUAACUCCUAUAAAUCGGCUGAAAUAGAUCGUGAAACACUGCGUCACUGGGAUUCCAUGUCAAGUGGCUUGAUAAAUACGCCAAAUCUGUGCAAUAAUGGUAAUGAUACCGAAGAUAAGAACUCAAACAUCUCAACUGUUAAGACGAUCAUAACACAAAUGAAUGCAAAUUCGGAAGCAGACGCCAACACAAACUCACAUGUAAAUAGUAUUAGUUUAGAGGACACAGUGCAAAAAUCAACAUAUGACAUACAUGAGUAGACUAAAUGAGAUCAAUUAAAACUUAAUUUUAAUUUGGCGAAAUGUAAAAUAAAAAAUAUUUA
Molecule: messenger RNA, 7892 nt
Organism: Teleopsis dalmanni
Lineage: Eukaryota; Metazoa; Arthropoda; Insecta; Diptera; Diopsidae
Gene: kmr
Product: serine-rich adhesin for platelets
Exons: 4
Coding region: 52-7830 (2592 amino acids)
Source: RefSeq, a predicted model, not a curated record